GGCGCCGGGCCGGAGGAGCCCCGGAAGCAGCCCAAUGGAGGCGGCGGGAUCGGCGGCGCUGAGGGACCCGGCGGGGCGCCUGCCCGGAGGCUUCUGGGCGGCGGCGGCCGUGUGGCUGGAGCGGCCGCAGGUGGCCAACAAGCGGCUGAGCGGCGCGUGCGCGGAGGCCCCCCUCAGCCUCCCCAGGGCGGGCGGGGGCGCGGCGGGCCCGGCGGAGGGAGCCUGGGAGGCCUUCUGCGCAGGCGCGGCGGGGGAAGCGCUGGGACUGCGGGGGCCGCUGGAGCUGCAGCUGCGACGCCUCUUCCCCCGCCGGCCGCCCGCAGGCCCCGCAGGCGCCCUCUCGGCGGAGCUGGUGGUGCGAGAUGUCCUUAAUGGGUCGGUAACCUUUUUGCCUUUGGAGCAGACCUGCGAAGGCCAAUACAAGGUGAAGAGCGACAAUAUUUAUCAAAUUCGGCUUUGGCACAGACAGGACGUUGAAUGGACUGUGUCAGUGCUGCUGAAUCCAGGAAAAUAUGUUCCCGAUGGAGUUGUAUAUCCUAAAGCAGAGUGGCUUGGAAAUGAAUUGAUUUCUAAACUGGUGAAAUGGUCUACAGAGGUCCCCAAAAAUGAAUUUAAGAGUACGCUCUCUCUCGUUUCUGUAGCGAGAUACAGCCAGGUCUAUCAGGAGUUAAAGGAAAAGUACAAAGAGAUGGUCAAAGUUUGGCCCGAAGUAACAGAUCCUGAAAAGUUUGUAUAUGAGGAUGUUGCUAUAGCUACUUAUCUGCUGGUCCUCUGGGAAGAUGAGAGAGCUCGGAAGGGCCUGUCCCAGAAGCAGUCCUUCGUGGACCUGGGCUGUGGAAAUGGACUCCUGGUUCACAUUUUAAGUAACGAGGGGCAUCCAGGAAAAGGAAUGGAUGUCCGGAGGAGGAAAAUAUGGGACAUGUACGGCCCUCAGACCUUCUUGGAGGAAAGUGCCAUUAAUCCAAACAACCUUUAUCCGGAUGCUGACUGGUUAAUUGGAAAUCAUUCCGAUGAGCUGACACCCUGGAUCCCCGUGAUGGCAGCCAGGUCUUCCCACUCGUGUCGCUAUUUUCUGCUGCCCUGCUGCUUUUUCGACUUCUAUGGGAAAUACAACCGGCGGCAGAGCCAGAGGAGCCAGUACAGGGAAUAUCUCGAUUUCGUCACAGAGGUUGGGACUGUGUGCGGCUUCCAGGUGGAAGAAGAUUGCCUCCGGAUCCCUUCCACCAAAAGGGUCUGUUUAAUCGGAAUGUCCAGAACUUCCCCGGCGGCACGAGGCGAUCCGGCCCUGGAGGCCGAGAGAAGGGCCUUCAUCAGGAAACGGCAGCCUUGCCACCUAACGGGGCCCCCGGACAAAGCCUGUCCCUUGCGUCGGGAGCAGAGCCCCCCGGCCGCCGGUCAGCUGCAGUGCCCGGAGGCCUCUCGGGGGAGAGAUGGGCGGACUCUCUGGCCCUCUGGGUUUCUGCCUCGGGGCAAAGAACAAGUAAGAAACUGCACCACCCUCCCGCAUGCCUUUGUAGACCAGGUGGCUCUGAAGGUAGCCCACCUGUUGUUAAGCGAGACGGGACGGAGCCUCCACGGACCUUCCAGCCCCUGGAACAGCGGAGAGAGUCUUCCCUUGAGUGAAAUUGCCGGGCAUUUAGACAAGGAGACUUUGAAAACUCUGAAGAAGGAAUAUGGAGGCCUACAGACCUUGCUCAGAAAUAAUUACCAGGUGUUUAAAGUCCAACAUGGGAAAGUUCGCAUCCGCGACUGGAGGGAAGAGGAGAGGCCCAGGAAGCAGCCCCGGGGCCGGCAGAGCAGAGCCCACCUCCCUUCUGAAGCCACCAAAACUCGGCUCUGCUGGUUUGACCGGCAUCACCCUCAAGGCUGCCCUCUGCCCUCGGCCUCCUGCCCUUACGCCCACGGAACCGCUGAGCUGAACCAAAGACGAAUCGCGCCGGGCAACAAAGAGCUGCUAGUUCAACUUUGCUAAAUAAAGAGUUGCCUCUCCUUCA
Thamnophis elegans (Western terrestrial garter snake) is the source of this 1994-nucleotide messenger RNA. RefSeq names its product tRNA methyltransferase 44 homolog (gene TRMT44). The transcript is spliced from 11 exons. The record is from RefSeq and is a predicted model, not a curated record. Bases 35 to 1972 code for a protein of 645 amino acids. Gene Ontology annotation, molecular function: metal ion binding; tRNA (uridine) methyltransferase activity. Gene Ontology annotation, biological process: tRNA methylation. NCBI's taxonomy places the organism in Eukaryota, Metazoa, Chordata, Lepidosauria, Squamata, Natricidae.